UCCUCCAACUCCCAAGAAAAAGGAAGAUGUAGAAAAAGCGCAACAUAUAUGAACAAAUCAAACUCAAAAAUAAAACUUACAAAAACCUUCCGUAUUUGACUUAGCUCCUUCUCUCUCUUUCUCUCUCCUCCCCCCCUCUCUCUCUACCUUCCUGCUCAUUAGUUAUCGCACGCAACAUAAUCAUCAAUCUUCCAAUUGGAUCUCAUAAUUCUUCAAAAUUUUCGGAUCAAAUUCAACUAAUCUAAAAAAUUCUUUCCAAUUCUUUUAAUUCUUUCAAUUUUUGAUCUCAUAAACCUAAAUUAACAUUGUUUGUCUGGUAAAAAAUGGCAUCGGAAAGGUUAAUCGGCGGCGAUGAACCGGAACAGUUGCAAUUGGAAUCAGAAGAACCUCUAGUUCCGCCUCCAGCUAGGACAUCUUCAUCGUUUUUCGCAUUUAAUCAAAACGAGGCGACUGAGUCAACUCGGAUUUUUGAUGAGUUGCCUAAAGCCACUAUAGUUCAUGUUUCUAGACCUGAUGCUGGUGAUAUUAGUCCCAUGUUACUUUCUUAUACUAUCGAAUUGCAGUAUAAACAGUUCAAAUGGCAAUUGGAUAAGAAGGCUGCACAAGUGUUGUAUUUGCACUUUGCGUUGAAGAAACGUGUGAUUAUUGAGGAAAUUCAUGAGAAGCAGGAACAGGUUAAAGAAUGGCUUCAAAACCUCGGAAUAGGAGAUCAUGCACCAGUUUUGCAAGAAUAUGAUGAUGCUGAAGACGAAGCUGUUCCUUUGCAACUUGAUGAAAAUGCCAAAAUCAGAGAUGUCCCAUCAAGUGCCGCGCUUCCACUUAUCCGGCCAGCAUUGGGUCGACAACAUUCUAUUGCAGAUAGAGCAAAGGUGGCCAUGCAAGGGUAUCUGAAUCACUUCUUAGGGAAUCUAGAUAUUGUUAACUCUCGAGAGGUCUGUAGGUUUUUGGAGGUCUCCAGAUUAUCAUUUUCGCCUGAGUAUGGUCCCAAGCUUAAAGAAGAUUAUGUCAUGGUCAAGCAUCUUCCGCAAAUUCCCAAUGAUGAUGAUCAUAGGAGAUGUUGUGCUUGCAAUAUGUUUAGUUGGUGCAAUGACAAUUGGCAAAAGGUCUGGGCUGUACUAAAACCUGGAUUUUUGGCCUUACUUGGAGACCCUUUUGAUACAAACCUUUUGGAUAUCGUUGUGUUUGAUAUGCUACCAGCUUCUGAUGGUAAUGGAGAAGGUAGAGUUAUGCUAGCAGAAGAAGUAAAGGAUCACAAUCCUCUGCGCCAUGCAUUCAAGGUCACUUGUGGCAAUCGUUGCAUAAGUUUGCGAACGAAAAAUAGUUCCAAAGCUAAGUGCUGGGUUGCUGCUAUAAAUGAUGCUGGGUUAAGGCCGCCUGAAGGGUGGUGUCAUCCGCAUCGCUUUGGCUCUUUUGCUCCUCCAAGGGGAAUAACCGAUGAUGGUAGCAAGGCCCAAUGGUUUGUUGAUGGUCGGGCUGCUUUCGAAGCAAUUUCCUUGGCAAUUGAAAAUGCAAAGUCAGAGAUUUUUAUUUGUGGCUGGUGGGUUUGCCCAGAGUUGUAUCUCAGACGCCCUUUUAAGGAUUAUGCAUCAUCACGGCUUGAUGCUCUACUUGAAGCAAAAGCCAAGGAAGGGGUGCAGAUCUACAUAUUAUUGUAUAAGGAGGUCGCUCUGGCACUGAAAAUUAAUAGUGUCUACAGCAAAAGAAAGCUCCUUAGCAUCCAUGAGAACGUCAAAGUACUACGAUUUCCUGAUCACUUUUCAACCGGUGUUUACCUGUGGUCCCAUCAUGAAAAGAUAGUGAUUGUUGACUACCAAAUUUGCUUCAUUGGUGGAUUGGAUUUGUGCUUUGGUCGCUAUGACACUUUUGAGCACAAAGUAAACGACCAUCCCCCAGCUAUAUGGCCUGGAAAGGAUUACUACAAUCCAAGGGAAUCUGAACCAAACUCUUGGGAGGAUACCAUGAGAGAUCAGCUAGAUCGCACCAAGUAUCCUCGCAUGCCAUGGCAUGAUGUUCAUUGUGCCCUUUUGGGGCCACCUUGCCGGGAUGUUGCAAGGCAUUUUGUUCAACGCUGGAAUUAUGCAAAGAGGAAUAAAGCUCCAAAUGAGCACACAAUUCCACUACUCAUGCCUCAACAUCAAAUGGUUAUCCCACAUUAUUUGGGGAGUAAUUGGGAAACAGAAGUUGAUGAUGUGAACAUAGCUGAGAAUCAAUCUUUGAAAAGGCAGGAUUCCUUCUCGUCUCGAGCAUCCUCUCAAGACAUACCAUUGCUUUUGCCUCAAGAGGCUGGAGAGGAUGAAGAUUCAAAGUUAAAUGGGUUGGAUGUGAGCCAUGACCAGCAAAUGAGGAUAAUCAGAAAUGUUCUUCCGUUCCGAAAGGUUAAAAUUGAACCUUUAGUUUCGGAUAUGCCAAUGAAAGCCUUUGUUGAUGACUUUGAUACAGUGGAUGACUCAGCACGUGUAGGCAUGAAAUCAUUAGAUAAAGAGUGGUGGGAGACGCAAGAGCGUGGCAGUCUGGUUGUUCCUUCAGAUGAAUCGGGGCAAGUUGGACCGUGUGUCUCAUGCCGUUGCCAGGUUUUAAGGAGUGUUAGUCAAUGGUCUGCUGGAACUAGCCAAACAGAACAGAGUAUCCACAAAGCUUAUAUCUCUCUUAUUGAAAAGGCUGAGCAUUUUAUCUACAUCGAGAAUCAAUUCUUCAUAUCAGGACUUUCAGGAGAUGAUACAAUACACAAUCGGGUUUUGGAAGCAUUGUACAGGCGAAUCAUGAAAGCAUUCAAUGACAAGAAAUGUUUCCGGGUUAUUGUUGUCUUGCCUCUCUUACCAGGUUUCCAGGGGGGUGUAGAUGAUGCUGGUGCAGCAUCUGUCCGUGCAAUUAUGCACUGGCAGUACAGAACCAUAUCAAGAGGAGUGAAUUCAAUAUUGCACAAUCUUUAUAGUGUUCUGGGCCCUAAAGCACAUGACUACAUCUCGUUCUAUGGUCUUAGAUCUCAUGGUAAACUAUUUGAUGGCUCUCAAGUUGUUACAAGCCAGAUUUAUGUGCAUAGUAAAAUCAUGAUAGUUGAUGACUGCAUGGCCCUGAUUGGAUCAGCAAAUAUCAAUGAUAGAAGUUUGUUAGGCUCAAGAGACUCUGAGAUUGGUGUGCUAAUUGAGGAUAAGGAAGUGAUAAAUUCACGUAUGGGAGGUAAACCAUGGAAGGCUGGAAAAUUCACUUUAACUCUUCGCCUUUCAUUAUGGGCUGAACACCUUGGCCUUCGACCUGGUGAGAUAUCUCAAAUAUAUGACCCUGUGGUUGAUGCAACCUACAAAAACAUAUGGAUGGCGACUGCAAAGACAAAUACAAUGAUAUACCAAGAUGUCUUUGCUUGUAUCCCUAAUGAUCUCAUACAUUCCAGAGUUUCACUUAGACAGAAUGUGGCACACUGGAAAGACAGGCUUGGGCAUACUACUAUCGAUCUCGGGGUAGCUCCUAAGAAGUUAGAAUGCUAUAAAAAUGGAAACCUCAGAGACACUGAUCCUGCAGAAAGGCUAGAAUCUGUGAGAGGGCAUCUAGUGUCCUUUCCAGUUGAAUUUAUGUCACAAGAAGAUUUGAGACCAGUUUUUAACGAAAGUGAGUAUUACGCAUCACCCCAAGUAUUCCACUGACAUGAUUACGACUCUGGGAGCUGCACGAUGGAUCUGUAUGUGUAUAGCCUGAGAAACUUAACUUGAAGAAGGCAUCUAGUGUCCUUUCCAGUUGAAUUUAUGUCACAAGAAGAUUUGAGACCAGUUUUAACGAAAGUGAGUAUUACGCAUCACCCCAAGUAUUCCACUGACAUGAUUACGACUCUGGGAGCUGCACGAUGGAUCUGUAUGUGUAUAGCCUGAGAAACUUAACUUGAAGAAAGCAGAAAUGGAGGCUUCGUUGAAGGCGGUGAAAAUAUGUGAAUGCUCAAUGAAUAAGAAAGAUACAACUUGGGGAAGGAUUUCUAUUUAUUUUUUGAUAAAUUCCUUCUCUUGCAUAGGCCGUUGAGUUUCAAUGAUGAACGGCGUCUGCCAUAUGUUUCUGUAAUGGCGUAAAUGUCUUGGCAUUAUAGGGUGAUAAUUUUUGCUGUUGAUGAGAGUAAUCUUUAUAAUCUUGGCAUCUUGCCAUUAAUGUAUAGUUGAUCAUUAUUGUAUAAUUCAAUUCUUUUACAUUAUUGUGACUAUAAUAUGUAAGUUGCAAUCUUAUACACCUAAUUAUUUACAGGAAUCAAAUGUAUUCUAUGCACCAA
Beta vulgaris subsp. vulgaris (sugar beet) is the source of this 4246-nucleotide messenger RNA. Its product is annotated as phospholipase D zeta 1. The coding region runs from base 324 to 3638 and encodes 1104 amino acids. Gene Ontology annotation, biological process: intracellular signal transduction; phospholipid catabolic process; phosphatidic acid biosynthetic process. NCBI's taxonomy places the organism in Eukaryota, Viridiplantae, Streptophyta, Magnoliopsida, Caryophyllales, Amaranthaceae. The record is from RefSeq and is a predicted model, not a curated record. Gene Ontology annotation, cellular component: plasma membrane. Gene Ontology annotation, molecular function: D-type glycerophospholipase activity. The transcript has 20 exons.